ACCUGAGCACACUAUUUGGAAAUGAGGAACUUUUGCAAAUUUCCCUAAAUAAACUUCCUGCCCGGACUCAGCUACCAAACCAGCCUCCGAUCCCCUGACAAGCUCAGUCCUUUCCCACCCGUUGCUGAGCUCUGGUCAAGAUCUUCUCCCAAGAAACUUACAGAGGUAGAGCGCUCAAAGAUUCUCACUGUAUACCACAGCCACAAGCCUGAGGAAGGCAGGGCUCACAUUGACAUGGCAUCCACAGUGUCAGAGUCUGGUGGAGUGAAAGUCAUCACACAGGUCCUCCAAGCCACAGACCCCCGGGCUGCGCAGCUGAUGCCAUGCCCCAGCCCCACCACAUCCUAUCCAGGCUCCAUUCUGGUCAAAGACUUCAGGAAAGCACAGCCUAAGGCACUUGGGUCAAUACAGAUAGUAGCUGGCAUCACACAGAUAAGCUUUGGGAUUGCCUUGACGAUUGCAGAAGCCAGCAACCCUGCCCUCACUGUGACCAGUGGAGUCUACUUCUGGAUUGGAUUCCUGCUCACAGUCUCAGGAUCCCUGCUGGUGGAAACUGAAAAAAGAGACAGCGCUUCGAUGGUGCAAGCCUGCUGCAUUAUCAGUACCCUCGUCAUUGUGGCCAGCCUGGUGGCAGCAAUCAUCUAUGGUGUCGAGAUAAGCCAAAACGUCCCGUGGUGCCCCGUGAGAGGGAAUGUUUCUGGGAACAAACGGUGGUGCCAGUCUCCUACCCUCACGGGCCCGAACCAUGGGGUUAACACCGUAUUUAUCCUUCUGUGUCUCCUGGAGAUGAGCACAGCCAUCGCUGCCCUGGUGUAUGGAUGCAAGGCCAUUAGAGGGGAAAACUACACACGGAUGGUGCUGUGAUGGGGACAGAGGCUGUCUCCACUCUCCCCACACUGACCACACGAUGGAGCCACAGAAACUUGUAUCUCAGCACCCUCUUCAUUUUCCCAGGCAAGACUUUGGAUAGGGCAGUCUCCAAUACUGUUGCCUCCUGGAAGCCUUCCCUAACAAACUGGAUACCCAAACACACACUUAAUGGGGCCCCAAACUCUCUCUCAGUUACUGGAGGGGAAAGAAAGUCUGCCCUUAAACUGCUCCCUGAUCUCUGCUAUCUGUAAUCAUGUAUGUAGGGCAAACUUCAAAUCCCUACCUUCUCUCCAGAUCUUCCUAAUCAUAGAAUCAUAGAAGUAGGGUCGGAAGGGACCUUGUACAUCUUCAGGUCCAACCCCCUGCCUGGGCAGGAAGAAAACUGGGCUCAAAUGACCCCAGCCAGGUAGGCAUCAAGCCACUUCUUAAAGACCCCCAGGGUAGGAGCCAGCACCACUUCCCUUGGAAGUUGGUUCCAGAUCCUAGCCACCCUAACUAUGAAGUAGUUCCUAUGGAUAUCUAAUCUAAACCUACUCUCCAACAACUUGUGGCCGUUAUUCCUUGUUAUCCCAGGGGGCGCUAGGGGAAACAAGGUCUCCCCAAAACCCUUCUGGUCCCCCCUAGUGAGUUUGUAGACAGUCACCAGGUCCCCCCUCAGCCUUCUCUUGUGAAGGCUGAACAGGUUCAGGUCCCGUAGCCUCUCAUUGUAGGGUCUGCCCUGCUGUCCCCGGAUCAUGCGUGUGGCCCUGCUAUGGACCCUCUCAAUGUUGUCCACGUCCCUCUUGAAGUGGGGUGCCCAGAACUGGACACAGUACUCCAGCUGCGGCCUGACCAGUGUCGCGUAGAGGGGGAGGAUCACCUCCUUGGCCCUACUUGAGAUGCAGCUGUGGAUGCACGAUAGGGUUCAGUUAGCCCUGCCGACCGUGACCUCGCAUUGUCAGCCCAUGUUCAUCUUGGAAUCAGUGAUGACUCCAAGAUCCCUUUCUGCCUCCGUGCUCUCAAGAAGGAAGUUUCCCAUCUUAUGAGUGUGCUGCUGGUUACUACUGCCCAAGUGCAGCACCCUGCACUUGUCAGUAUUGAAAUGCAUCCUGUUUUUGUUAGCCCACCUUUGCAACCUAUCCAGGUCUUGCUGUAGUCUUUCCCUCCCUGCUAGCGUGCCCACCUCACCCCAAAUUUUGGUAUCAUCAGCAAAUUUAAACAGGUUGCUUUUCACCCCAUUGUCCAAAUCGCUGAUAAAGAAAUUGAACAGCGCGAGCCCUAGGACCAAGCCCUGGGGGACUCCACUGCCCACUUCCCCCCAUGUCGAAUAUGACCCGUCCACCACCACCCUCUGAGCAUGACCCUUCAGCCAAUUUGCAAUCCAUCUGACCAUGUAGGCAUCGAUGCCACAGUCACCUAGUUUUUUAAUAAGGAUGGGGUGGUCGACAGUGUCAAAGGCUUUGCUGAAGUCCAGAAAGACUAAAUCCACGGUGACACUGCAUCCAAUGCUUUUGUGACCUGAUCGUACAAGGCAAUCAGGUUGGUCUGACAUGACCUGCCCCUAAUGAAACCAUGCUGGUUGCCCUUGAGCAUCCUCCCCGAUGCCAGCCCAUCACAGAUGUGCUCCUUGAUGAUCUUCUCAAAGAGUUUCCCCAGGAUUGAGGUAAGACUGAUGGGCCUAUAGUUGCCCGGGUCCUCCCUCCUCCCUUUUUUAAAGAUGGGGACCACACUGGCUAUCUUCCAAUCAUCUGGCACCUGGCCUGAGCAACACGCACGCUCAUAAAGCUGUGCCAAGGGCCCAGCAAUAACCCCUGCUAGCUCCCUCAACACCCUGGGGUGGAGAGCAUCUGUACCUGCUGAUUUGAACACAUCCAGUCCCUCCAGAAGCACUCUAACCUGGUCCUCCUCAACCUUAGGUCUUGAGGCAUUCCCCUCAAGUCUGCCUUGAAUCACGGUGGGGGAGUCCCGAUCCCUGCACAAGAAAACGGAGGUGAAGAAUUUGUUAAAGAGGUCUGCCUUCUCUGGCGCAACCACCAGAUUGCCCAGCGCAUCUUGCAGGGGCCCCACAUUUCCCAGUGCCUUCUUCAUCCUCCCUAUAUAUUUGAAAAAGGACUUUUUAUUAUCUUUGAUCUUGGACACUAGUCCUAGCUCUAUGUCCGCCUUAGCUUUCCUAACAGCCCCCCUACAGGCCCGAGCAGUGGAGGUAUACUCCUCUUUGGAGAUAGCCCCCACCUUCCACCGUGUGUAUGCCACCUUUUUGGCAACCAGGCAUUCCUGGACAUCCUUGGUUAGCCAGGGAGGCUUUUGGGCACUCUUGCCCCCCUUGCUUCUUGUUGGGAUCGUCACCCCUUGGGCCCUGAGUAUCGUCUCCUUAAGGAACGACCUCUCAUCUUGGGCACUGAGGUCCCCUGCCCUCAAGAACCCCAGUGCCUCUCCCACCAAUCUCCUCAAUUCGUUGAAGUUGGCCCUCUUGAAGUCUAGGGCUACCGCCUUGCUGCAGGCCCUUGUCACCCUGCACUGGAUGAUGAAUUCCAGCAAGCGAUGAUUGCUAUCACCCAGGUGGUCAAGGACCUGGAGCCCCCUUACCAGAUCAUCGCCUGUGGCCAGGACCAGGUCCAACAGGACAUUUCCUCUGGUGGGACUGUGCACCUCCUGGGUUAAGUGGAGGUCCUGUAUCUCGGCCAGGAACCUCCUGGAACGGUCCGACCUGGCUGACUGCUCCUCCCAGCAGAUGUCCGGGUAAUUUAGAUCACCCUUGACAACUACAUCCCUUGCCUUAAGUGCCUCUGCAAGCUGGCCCAAAAAUUCCUGGUCCAGCUCCUCCCCUUGGUUGCGGGGUCUGUAGUAGACCCCUACCGUUAAAUCCCUCUCCCCACGACCCCCUUGUAUCUUGACCCAGAGCACUUCAGCUUGCCCCUCCUCUGACCCCAUUUUGCUGGCAGAGGAUGUGUAUUGCUCUUUGACAUAGAGCGCCACACCCCCUGCCUUUUUCCUUCUCUAUCCCGCCUGUAGAGCCUAUAGCCCCUAAUGCUAACUGCACAGUCGUGGGAUGAAUCCCACCAUGUUUCUGUGAUCCCUACUAUGUCUGGGUUUGAACUGGCUAUUCUGAGGGCGAGUUCCUCCUGUUUGUUCCCCAUACUCCGAGCAAUGGUAUACAGGCAUUUAAGGCCUUGCGUAGCUGGGCCUCCCUAAUGGGACACUGGAGUGAACUUUAACACUUGAAAUGUCCCACUUGGAGCUGGGAAAUAGGACUUAACCUUGGCUUCUUCUAUUCCAAACCAUCCCACUUUGAGAAAGAUGGGAGCAAACUCUCACCCUGGAAAUCUUCCCUGACCUCUCAAAUUCCUCAGUUAGUCACUGCAGGGGUAAGAUGAAGCUAAACUCCAACACUCAAUCCACCUGUGAUCCCUUCAUGUCAAAGAACAGAACAGAGCUAACUCCAAAGGCCCUGAUUUGACUAAUGUCACACACACAGUCUGUAACAGAGCCAGGAUUUGAACCUACUUCCCCAGGGUACAAAAAUCAAUGUUUUCACCACAAGACUCCUUUUCAGGCCUGCCCACAGCCUCUUCCACAGUCUCCCAAACUCUCCAGUCUUUAAGUAGCACAGGCAAACAAGAUGAACAGCAAAAGCAGAGGGACCUGUUGGAUUGUGAUCUAGAAGUUGUUCCAUCCCUGUCUUCAGUCCAGCUUCUCUCACUCCUGCCUAUACUUGUACCUGCAAGGUUUUGAUGAUCAGUGGCAAAAAGAUGGUAAUGAGUAAGGGAAGGUGCCUCAGUUUAAAACUCAACAUGUCCAUUGGAGCAGAAUGUCAUAAACAUAGAAAUGUGGGUAGACAGAUAGCAAAUCCCCCAGUGUUAAUAUAAUAAACAUGCCAGACAGUUUACAAUACUCUUCAAGCUUCUGUAAUUGUUCCCGUGUAACAUGGACAAGCAUGUAUAUUGUGUCAUUCAUUUCUCACUGAUUUCAGUAUUAAAGGCACUGCUGAAAUUGA
Alligator mississippiensis (American alligator) is the source of this 4843-nucleotide messenger RNA. It is a transcript of the gene MS4A8, whose product is annotated as membrane spanning 4-domains A8. The record is from RefSeq and is a predicted model, not a curated record. Lineage: Eukaryota; Metazoa; Chordata; Crocodylia; Alligatoridae. Gene Ontology annotation, cellular component: membrane. The transcript is spliced from 7 exons. Bases 235 to 864 code for a protein of 209 amino acids.